This is a messenger RNA of Nomascus leucogenys (northern white-cheeked gibbon), 1665 nucleotides long. RefSeq names its product intercellular adhesion molecule 5. The transcript has 7 exons. Gene Ontology annotation, molecular function: integrin binding. Gene Ontology annotation, biological process: cell-cell adhesion. Gene Ontology annotation, cellular component: membrane. The record is from RefSeq and is a predicted model, not a curated record. NCBI's taxonomy places the organism in Eukaryota, Metazoa, Chordata, Mammalia, Primates, Hylobatidae.
AUGAAAACGCUUCUGUUUGGUGUCUGGGCCCUGCUGGCCUUGAUCCUUUGCCCAGAUGAGGCUAUUUGGGAAAAGUUGUUUGAGGUUUCUAUUUGGCCAAAUCAGGCCUUGGUAGAGUUUGGACAGUCCCUAGUGGUCAACUGCAGCACUACUUGCCCAGACCCAGAACCCAGUGGAAUUGAGACCUUCUUAAAGAAAACUCAGGCGGGCAAAGGGCCUCAGUGGAAAGAGUCUCUUCUGGAGGAUGUCACAGAGAAUUCUAUCCUGCAGUGCUUCUUCUCUUGUGCAGGGAUUCAAAAGGACACAAACCUUGGCAUCACUGUGUAUCAGCCACCAGAGCAAGUGAUCCUGGAGCUGCAGCCUGCCUGGGUGGCUGUGAAUGAAGCCUUCACAGUGAAGUGUCAUGUGCCCAGUGUAGCACCCUUGGAGAGUCUCACCCUUGCCCUUCUCCAGGGUAACCAAGAACUGCAUAGAAAGAACUUUAUGAGCUUGGCUGUGGCCUCCCAAAGAGCUGAGGUCAUCAUCAGUGUCAGAGCCCAAAAGGAGAACGACAGGUGCAAUUUUUCCUGCCGUGCAGAACUGGACUUGAGUUUGCAAGGUGGGAGGCUCUUUCAAGGCAGCUCACCCAUCAAAAUAGUCCGGAUCUUUGAAUUCUCUCAGAGUCCCCACAUCUGGGUCUCUUCCCUUUUGGAGGCUGGGAUGGCGGAGACUGUGAGCUGAGAGGUGGCUAGGGUGUUUCCACCCAAAGAAGUUAUGUUCCACAUGUUCCUGGAAGACCAAGAGCUGAGCUCCUUCCUUUCCUGGGAGGGGGACACAGCAUGGGCCAAUGCUACCAUUUGGGCCAUGGAGGCUGGUGAUCAGGAACUGUCUUGCCUUGCAUCUCUGGGUCCAAUGGAACAGAAAACAAGAAAGCUAGUGCAUAGCUACAGCUUCCCUCCACCAAUCCUGGAGCUAAAAGAAUCAUACCCAUUGGCAGGGACCGACAUUAAUGUGACCUGCACAGGGCAUGUAUUAACAUCACCCAGCCCUACUCUUCGGCUUCAGGGAGCCCCAGACCUCCCUGCCCCUGGGGAGCCUGCCUGGCUUCUACUUACUGCCAGGGAGGAAAAUGAUGGCCGAAAUUUCUCCUGCGAGGCCUCUUUGGAGGUGCAGGGUCAGCGUUUGAUGGAAACCACUGUGAUCCAGCUCCACGUCCUAUACAAGCCACGGUUAGAGGAAUCCAGUUGCCCUGGCAAACAGACCUGGCUGGAAGGGCUGGAACACACGCUCGCCUGCGUCCCAAAGGGAAACCCAGCCCAAGCCUUGGUGUGUACCUGGAAUGGGGUGGUCUUUGACCUUGAAGUGCCACAGAAGGGAACCCAGAACCACACUGGAACCUACUGCUGCACAGCCACUAACCAGCUGGGCUCUGUCAGCAAAGACAUUGCUGUCAUUGUUCAAGGACUGGAUGAAGGAAUCAGCUCUACCCUCUUUGUCAUUAUUACCGUUGCCCUUGGAGUGGGUGUCUUCACCAUGGCACUGUAUUUGAGCUAUCGGCCCUGCAAUGUGGACAGGAGGAAAUUGCUCUGUAGGCAGAAAGAGGAGGACAAAGAGGAGGAAAGCCAGUUUGCUGUUCAGGAAGAGAAAAGUACAGCUCAUAUGAUUGACAGCUAUUUGACUGAAUGA